Messenger RNA from Sphaeramia orbicularis (orbiculate cardinalfish), 1495 nucleotides. RefSeq names its product galanin receptor type 1-like. NCBI's taxonomy places the organism in Eukaryota, Metazoa, Chordata, Actinopteri, Kurtiformes, Apogonidae. Gene Ontology annotation, molecular function: galanin receptor activity. Bases 161 to 1222 code for a protein of 353 amino acids. Gene Ontology annotation, cellular component: plasma membrane. The transcript has 3 exons. The record is from RefSeq and is a predicted model, not a curated record. Gene Ontology annotation, biological process: negative regulation of adenylate cyclase activity; positive regulation of cytosolic calcium ion concentration; G protein-coupled receptor signaling pathway.
AGGAGCAGGAGAAGGAGGAGCAGGAGGAGAAACAGACAGAGGAGCAGCAGGAGGAGCAGGAGGUGCAGGGGGGACCUGGGCCAUGGCUCCGCAGCAGGACUGGGACUCCUCCUCCCGGAGCUGAAGCUGGACCCUCCUGCGGUUGAGGAGCGGAGCAGACAUGAACCAGUCGGAGUCCUGGCUCCUGGAGGAGCAGUGGAACCUGAGCAGGAGGUCCGAGGAGCAGCAGGAGGAGGACCCUAAACUUUUGCUGGGGAUCGGCGCAGAUAACCUGGUGACGCUGCUGGUGUUCGGGCUCAUCUUCACGCUGGGGGUGGUGGGGAACUCCAUGGUCAUCACGGUGCUGGCUCGCAGUAAACCCGGCAGACCCCGGAGCACCACCAACAUCUUCAUCCUGAACCUGAGCAUCGCGGACCUGUCCUACCUGCUCUUCUGCAUCCCCUUCCAGUCCACCAUCUACAUGAUGCCCACCUGGGUGCUGGGCGCCUUCAUCUGUAAAUUCAUCCACUACUUCUUCACCGUGUCCAUGCUGGUCAGUAUCUUCACCCUGUCCGCCAUGUCCGUGGACAGGUACGUGGCCAUCGUCCACUCCAGAAAGUCCUCCUCCAUCCGCGUGGCCACGCACGCGCUGAUCGGGGUGCUGGUCAUCUGGGUCCUGUCCCUGGCCAUGGCCGCGCCCGUCAUGUACUACCAGAACAUCUUCCACGGAGGACAGAACCACACCUUCUGCUGGGAAGUGUGGCCGGACCAGAACCACAAGAAGGUGUACGUGGUGUGCACCUUUGUGUUCGGGUACGUGCUGCCGCUGCUGCUCAUCUCCUUCUGUUACGCAAAGGUUCUAAACCACCUGCACAAAAAACUACGAAACAUGUCCAAGAAGUCAGAGGCAUCCAAGAAAAAGACUGCCCAGACCGUCCUGGUGGUGGUGGUGGUCUUCUGCCUGUCCUGGCUGCCUCAUCAUGUGGUCCACCUGUGGGUGGAGUUCGGGACCUUCCCCCUGAACCAGGCGUCUUUCGUGUUGCGAGUUGCCGCCCAUUGCCUGGCGUACAGCAACUCCUCAGUCAACCCGGUCAUCUACGCCUUCCUGUCGGAGAACUUCAGGAAGGCCUACAAACAGGUGUUCAAGUGCCAGAUCGGCGCCGGUGACUCCCCAUUGAACGACAUCAAAGCCGUUCGCAGCAAAGCAGAGACUCCGCCUUCCACCAACUGCACCAAUGUGUGACAGAGGGGGGAGGGGCUUUAAAGGACGACGCCGUUGGAGUCUUGUCUGGACUAUUUGAACUGGAGCUCUGAUUUGACUGUUCCACAUCAGCGCUGUCAGUUCUGUUUGAGUCCAGAUGAAGGACGUGAUCACAGUUGGAUCAGCUUCAGUUUCAGAAUGAGUCUGAAACUUUGGAAAAUGAUCCUCCUUCUAUGUUUAAUGGUCAAAUUUUAUGGUUUUAACCCAUGAAGACCCAGAGCUGCUUCUGUGGCAGCUCCCAGCUGAAGUUUUCUC